CUGCGGCUAGGUGAAAAUUUGUUUACUUGCGGAAUUCGUGCAUUGCGAUUGCGAUGGAGUCGAACCUGAAUAAAGUUUUAAACAUGAACCGACAGCAACUGAGCGGCCAGCUUUAUAAAUAUACCAACGUGGUAAAGGGUUGGCAGUAUAGAUGGUUCAGCGUGGAUGCCCAGGGCGGAAUGCUCAGUUACUACCUGCCACUGUGCGAACCCGCAGGAGAUGAUUCAAGCCCCCAGCUGGUGGGUAACGUUCCCCGGGGUCAGGUGCAUCUCGCCGGUGCCGUCAUUUGUCCAAGUGACGAAGACUCGAAAACUUUUACCGUAAACUGUGCAUCGGGUGACAUGAUGAAGUUGAGAGCCGGUGACGCCCGCGCCCGCCAGGAAUGGGUCGAUGGACUGCGCGCUGUAGUUGAGAGUCACUCCAAUUCGACCGGUACGGCACUUCCUCCACGCGACCAAUUGGCCGCUCACGAUGCGUUCGGUGCGGCUCGACAGCAGCUACAGCAGACAGAAUUGAGCAAUGCAGCAUUGGCGCGUGCAAUCGAGAAUCUAACCGGACCGCCAUUGCCCACCGACCCCGAUCUGUUGGUGCUGAAAGCGCUUUCUGCUGCCAACACGCACUGUUUGCUCCAAUGCCUGGGAUUACUGCAAAGGCAUCAUGAACUGGGUCCCGACGCGAGACUGGAGCAAAGUUUCUAAUCUUAGCCGCGCGGGACGAUAGUCGGAUCUUGGGCUGACGAUCCGCGUUCUCUUGCCCGCGAACCACCAGCAACCUAGGUCGGUGCUCGGCACCCCACUUGGGAGUAUAUCAUAGACACAGAACCCAAAUACA
Anopheles bellator is the source of this 831-nucleotide messenger RNA. Its product is annotated as oxysterol-binding protein-related protein 11. Lineage: Eukaryota; Metazoa; Arthropoda; Insecta; Diptera; Culicidae. The transcript has 2 exons. The record is from RefSeq and is a predicted model, not a curated record. The coding region runs from base 54 to 698 and encodes 214 amino acids.